AGUCAAUUUACGUUUCCCUUUCAUAUUUUCUCACACUUUCCCACCGCCCAAACAGCCUCACUCCCACUCAUGACCACUACAACUCUCCUUUUUCCACCGUUUGUCGCUUGCAAACCUCUUUCUUUCACCACCACCAACACUACAACAACUGCAGCCUUCUUUCCUUCUUCCAUACAUUUCCCGUCCAUCUCUUUUCCUUUCCCUAAACCCUUCAAAAGCCCCUUUGUCGUACGCGCCGACGAAGUUGACGCUGAUGGCGGCGGUCCCGACGACUACGACAUGGACGAGGAAGAGGUGGAGGAGCUGGAUAACAAGAAAGACUACGACGUGGAGUACGACCCGCUAGCUGCUUCUGCUAGUGCCGCCGGAGACGACGACGACAUUGCGAUGGUGGAUAGCAAGAGUUUUGUGUAUACGCAAGGCUGGGACUCCGAGAUGGUGGUGGAUUAUAGAAUUGACGAGGACGAGUUUCAUAAAAUCAGUCUGAUGGAAUGCGAUUUCUUUAUUAGGAAACCUCCGGAUCCUGAUAACGACGUCUACGAUUUCAGAGAGAUGUAUGUUACUCCCCCGGAUACUGAUAUUUAUGCGAUACCGAAGGUUCUUGCUCCAAUGCCGCAAAAGUACAUUCGCUGUGCAAAGAGUGAUUAUGGUUGCUACAAUGUCACAGAACCACCCAUUGACGCACCUCGAGAUCCAAUGUACAAAUCUGAGAGGGAGAUUCAUAAGGUAUUCUUGACAAAGCACUUCAGAAACAGGAGGUUGGGUGAUCCAGAGUUUGUGCUAGAUUUUGAGGAGAUUUAUGUUAUUGAUUCUAAAACAAAGUCGAUUACCAGAGCUAAAGUUUUGGUCACAGUUCCAAGAAGCAGAGAUAGAAAGACUGACUUACUUGUAAUACGGGAUAAUGGGACCUCCUUCAAAAUUAUUCAUUCAAGGGAAAGAGAUGAUCCCACCACUGUAAUAGAGAAAGAAGAGUGGGCCAAGAGCAGGCAAGACAUGGAGAGACAUCUGAGAAAGCUUCGGGAUUUCAGCAUUUCAAAUUGGUUCUGAUCAACUUGCAGAAUUAUGUAAUCUUUUCGCGGAGAUAAAUAUGCAACAAAACUGCGGAAUGGUUGAAGGCAGGCAGUUACACAAACAUUUUAGAUUUGACUGGAGACGUUAGCAAUCAUCAGCUAUAAAAUUGUGUUGAUUCCGAAAAUUUUUAUGAGUUUUUCUGAAGAGGAUAGUAGGUAUUUUCUGUCUUUCCGUUUUGUUUGUGGAAGUUGCUUGACCUUGUAAUUUACAUUGUUGCUCUAUGCUCUGGCUUGUAGAAACUUAUUUACACAAAGAAGUCUUGAUGCUUACAAAGUUGCCUGCUCUUGCAUGUGUUCUUUUUCAUUGUAAUAGAGUAUGUUCAUAUGUUUAACUAUUUAAAAUCAACAUGUAUCAAUUAGCUGAUUGCACAAUUAGACUUGCAUUCCUUUGUAACCAGAUCUUUUAUUGGAAUGUCAAAAUUUUGUAACAUUCUAUUAAA
Molecule: messenger RNA, 1510 nt
Organism: Mangifera indica (mango)
Lineage: Eukaryota; Viridiplantae; Streptophyta; Magnoliopsida; Sapindales; Anacardiaceae
Product: PLASTID TRANSCRIPTIONALLY ACTIVE protein 6, chloroplastic-like
Exons: 6
Coding region: 70-1047 (325 amino acids)
Cellular component (GO): plastid-encoded plastid RNA polymerase complex
Source: RefSeq, a predicted model, not a curated record